CCUCGACAGGUCAUACUCAGUUGAGCUCUCUCGUGAUACACAUAGAGCUGGCUCAGGCUAUUACAAUACACAGCCUGUAUCAACAGUUACAAGUAUUAAAGACUGUAACAGUGUGAGAUUAUUACCAAGAAUAACAAGAUGGAAAACUUUCUGUACAGUGACAUCAUAGGCCUCACACACGACGAUACGAAAAAGACUAUGACACAAGUGAAGCUAAAUUGCAGUGACCAUGGAACAGUCCAGAUGCCUGGCGGUGGAUUAUAUCAAAUGGAAAACACUCUGGCAGGAGACUACGGAGAUAUGGAUAUAAACACAGCCAUGAUGGAUUUCAUGAGCAUCAGCGAUUCCAGGGACGUGGGAGAACAGCAGAUCGAACUUCCGAAUUACAUGAGGGACAUGGUGAGCAACGUGCUAACUCAGCAACAAGACUUCCCGCUGGAAUUCAGUGACUCCCUUCAGACAGACCUGGACCUGGGCGCCGCCACGCUCUGGCCCGAUGAGGAUCCUCUGAAUCUGGAUGCCAUAAAUCCUGACGAUCUGUUCGCGAACACAACCGGAGAGCAGCACCAGCCGGAGAACCUGUACGAACAUGUAGCGUACCAGCCCCUAGAGUACGCAGCCUCUCCUCAGCCACAGAGCACACGGGCGCCGGCCAGUAAAAGGAAAGUGAAGACGAGAUCCAGAGACCAGCGCUCCGCCCCAGAGCCUCAGACGUCCAACUAUUCAGUCUUUGAACAGCCAUCUCUGGAGGAACUAGGAGUGCAGGUACACUCUCCCUACAGCGACGCCGGCAGCUCUACUGACGAAGGCAGCAGACCUCGCCAGCGACGGCCACGGGUCUCGUACGACACACUGACAGAGGAACAGAAGUACCAGCGCAUACGAGAACUGAACAACGAGGCUUCCAGGCUGUAUCGACAGAGACAUCGCCAGAGCCUCAGCAAACUGGAAAAGGAGCAGCAAGCGCAGGAGGAGCGGAAUCGCGUUCUGAGAGCCAAGAUGGAAGGCCUGGAGAAGCUGAGAGAUGAGGUCCAGACGUACGUUAAUAAUGUGUUCAAGCAGCGAUUCAGUAACUAAGUGCUUUCCGGAGAUAUGCCUCAUGUGUAGUACCUAGUUAUUAUGGAAUAAUGUUGUAUCAAUAUUAUAGUUAUGAAUCUGUGAUCAAGCUGCAUGUUCUGGCAUAGUCGUAAUUAUUUUAGUCUGAAUGUUUCCAGUACCUUUCUUAUUUAAUAUGUUUUUAAGGUUUGUUAAAAUGUAACUUUUAUACUACAUUUAUAUAUUUAAUAAAAAAAAGUAUAUUACUAUUA
This is a messenger RNA of Penaeus monodon (black tiger shrimp), 1307 nucleotides long. RefSeq names its product cyclic AMP-dependent transcription factor ATF-5-like. NCBI's taxonomy places the organism in Eukaryota, Metazoa, Arthropoda, Malacostraca, Decapoda, Penaeidae. The record is from RefSeq and is a predicted model, not a curated record. Bases 139 to 1077 code for a protein of 312 amino acids. The transcript has 2 exons.